AUGGACAAAAGUUGGAUGGAGAAGCGGAGGGGUAUAAGGGAAUAUUUUGAAGGUGUAAACCAAUUCGUGGAAUUUGCUGCUCCAUCUGCACGCAAUGGGAAGAUCUAUUGUCCUUGUGUGAAAUGUGUGAAUUUGCUUAUACAACCGCUAAAUGUGGUACGUGAGCACUGUUGGGCUUCGGGGAUGCUUAAAAAUUACAAAGUUUGGAACUUUCAUGGUGAAUCGGCGGCUGCUACGCCAGCUACUGAAUGUGGGAGCUCUCAUGUGCAAGAAACCCAAAAUCCAUAUGGUGAUUUCCAUGGGAUGUUGCACGAUUUGUGCCCCCCGCAUGAAAUCCCACCCGAACCAAUGGAAGAAGGUCCAACUGCGCAACGUUCGGAUGAAGGUCCGAAUGAUGACGCCAAGAAGUUUUACAAGAUGGUAGAUGAUGUAGACAAACCUUUAUAUGAAGGUUGUACAAAAUUUAGCAUUUUCUCAGCCAUUGUCGUGUUGUUCCAGUUGAAGACUCUGUGUGGUUGGACAAAUAAGUCAUUUACUCUGUUGCUUCAAGUCCUGAUGGAUAUGCUUCCUUCAGACGCUAAGUUGCCAAAGGACCAUUAUGAGGCUAAGAAGAUAGUUCGAGAUUUGGGUUUGGGUUAUGAGAAGAUCCAUGCUUGUCCCAAUGAUUGUAUGCUGUUUUGGAAGCAAAAUGUUAACCUUGAGGCGUGUCCUUGUUGUAAAGCUUCAAGGUGGAAAACAAAUGAGGCAUCUGUUGCUAGUAAGCAUGCUUCAUCCACUAAGGGGAAGAAGAAAGCUGCGAAGAUCCUACGGUGGUUCCCCUUAAAGCCAAGAUUGCAGCGACUAUUUCUUUCACCCGAUCUGGCUAGUUCUAUGAAAUGGCAUGUUAAUGGUCGUACUGAUGAUGGGCUAAUGCGGCAUCCUGCUGACUCAGAUGCAUGGAAAAUAUGGGUUCAACCCUUUCGGAAUUAUGAGUACUAG
Quercus robur (English oak) is the source of this 978-nucleotide messenger RNA. RefSeq lists its product as uncharacterized. The transcript has 2 exons. Lineage: Eukaryota; Viridiplantae; Streptophyta; Magnoliopsida; Fagales; Fagaceae. The coding region runs from base 1 to 978 and encodes 325 amino acids. The record is from RefSeq and is a predicted model, not a curated record.